AUGUGUACUUGCCUCAGAGGCCUGAAUGGUUUGGGUGGGCUGAAGCGGAUGACGGAGCUUUGCAAGACGCGCGUGCCCGAGGGCCUCAUGGAACGGGCGGAGAAGGCUAACACUUCCGAUGAGGCUUUCAAGGAGUUUGGCAUCCAGGAGGGCGUGGCCAUGUGCAAAGCACUGCUGGAGGGUGGAGCGCCGGGUUUGCACUUCUACACCCUGAACCUGGAGAAAGUCGUCGUUGGUAUUCUCAAGGGCCUGGGAAAGAUCAGCGAUGCCCAGGCAGCAGCCUUCCAGGCAGUCGAGGCGGAUGCCAAAUUCAUGGUGUCGGCCCAAGGCAUCACCACGGGCACAAAGGCCGGCAACCGGCCAGCACUGCCGGGCAACCGCCCGUUGGUGGAGGCAGACCCUGCGAUGCACGAGCUGGUGCAGCAGGAGAAGGCCCGGCAGAUGCGAUGCAUCGAGCUGAUUGCCUCGGAGAACUUUACCUCCCGGGCUGUGAUGGAGUGCCUUGGGUCGGCGCUGACCAACAAAUACUCCGAGGGUCAGCCAGGAAACCGCUACUACGGUGGCAACGAGGUCAUUGACAAGGUGGAGAACCUGUGCAAAGCGCGCGCACUGAAGGCAUUCAGCCUUGAUGAGAAGAACUGGGGUGUGAAUGUACAGCCGUACUCGGGAAGCCCAGCCAACUUCGCUGUCUACACUGCGCUGCUCCCCCCUCAUUCCCGUGUCAUGGGUCUGGAUCUGCCAAGUGGUGGACACUUGACGCAUGGCUACUACACUGCCCGAAAGAAGAUCUCAGCGACUUCCAUCUACUUCGAGUCUUUGCCCUACCGCGUGCACCCAGAAACCGGACUUAUCGAUUUCGAUGAGCUCCGCAAGACAGCCCUCGUCUUCCGACCUGCGAUGAUCCUCUGCGGAGCCUCCGCGUACCCUCGCAUCAUCGACUUUGGAAAGUUCCGUGAAAUCGCAGACGAAGUUGGAGCGAUCCUGAUGGCAGACAUCGCCCACAUCUCCGGGUUGGUCGCCACCGGGGAGCAUCCGUCGCCCUUCGAGCACUGCGACGUUGUGACCACCACCACCCACAAGUCUCUGCGCGGACCGCGGGCUGGAAUGAUCUUCUUCAAGUACACAGAGAAGAUCCCCGACAUCAAGGAGCGCAUCGACAUGGCCGUGUUCCCGGCCCUUCAAGGUGGUCCUCACAACCACCAGAUCGGUGCCCUGGCCGCUCAACUCCUGGAGGUGGACACGCCCAUGUUCAAGGACUACGCUCGCGCGGUGAAGGCGAACGCCAAGACGCUGGCAGAGACCCUUAUGGGAAAGGGCCACAAGCUGGCUAGCGAUGGCACGGACAAUCACCUCUUGCUUUGGGACCUGCGCCCCCAUGGCCUUACAGGCUCCAAAGUUGAGAAGAUCUGCGAAGCGGCCUCCAUCACCCUGAACCGCAACGCUGUGCACGGCGAUGCCUCGGCUUUGUCUCCCGGAGGUGUCCGUGUGGGGGCCCCGGCCAUGACCACCAGGGGCUGCACCGAGCAGGACUUCAGGAAGAUCGGAGAAUUCCUGGACCGCUGCUGCCAGAUCGCCUUGAAAAUCCAGGCGGAGAAGGGCAAGAAGCUCAAGGAUUUCGAGGCUGCCAUCCCAGGAAAUUCCGAGGUCACGGCACUGAAGAAGGAGGUGGAGGAGUGGGCGAGCCGAUUUGGUGGCACGGUCUGCCUGCUUGACAGCCGGAUCCUGUUCGUCCAUCAGCUGCCCUUCCAUGUCUGCCUCUGCGGGUGGGACAAGGUUGGCAAUCGUCUUUCUGGUGUAGUAAUAGAUGAGCAGGCCAUCCGGUGUGCGAUGCAAGAAGCUGGCUUCGCAAGAGUAGAGGUUGAAAGUGCAGUCACGGCCGGGUUUGAGAAGCGCAACUUGUCCCACAAGGGCGCUCUCGGAGGUCAAUCUGCCUCUGCCGGCCUCUUCUCGGUUCGCGGAGCUGUUUCUGUUAUCAGCAGCACCAACUUCUUCACGGCCUCUCCAAUGGGCGUUCGUGAUGGCGUGGACUACAUGUAUGCUGGCGUGAUCCGCUCGAUCAACAAAGAGUUGCUGCAGCGCCAGCUUCAGGACGGCGCGAUCGUGUCAAUGACCUCACUUGGCUCCAGCCCGGGGGGCGAAGUAUUUUACGUCUCGUCUGAGGAGUUGGCUGCCAAAGUGGCCAGCCGACUUCAAGCGAUUAAGCUUGCACCGACCUCAGCCGAACUCUUUUUCUAUGCUUGUGAAAUCCAAGAGAGGUCCGUCUGUCCAUUGUUUUUCAAUAACGCAUGCUUGGCCCAAGACGUACUCGUUUCAGCCGGCAGUCUUGUGCUGUCAGCGAAUGAUGAAGGACUCGACCAGAACAAAUCUCGUGGCUUUCUGAUGCCUUUUGAGAACAGAGCAUACGCAGCUUUGAGGAGCUUGGUGAAUUCAUCAAACCUUGUCGGUGCAAAGAGCCUGUUCACCGCAAGUGCCAGCCUGGACACCUGGAGGGCCUCGGGCAUCAACCCGGCCAACAUCACGCGCUGUGAAGUCUGCCAGUAUCACUAUCGCUUGGGCAGAGAUGCCCGGCCACGGCACGUUCACAUGUUUGUGUAUUCCAUCGCACUGGUUCAGAUUUUGCUCUUUCUUGCUCUGUCCGUGGCCGCCGGCUUCAUGAUCAGAGCGACAAAAUUCACUGAUCUGAUCAACUGGGGCAGGCUCAGCUUCAUGAUGCCAGACACGGACAGAGGUUGGAUCUUCCUCGGAUGUUGCUUCAACUUCUUCUGCAUUGGUGUUUUUGCCACCGUGAUGCUCCUGUACCGGCUGAUACAAAGAAGGCACAGAAGCCCAGCGCGACAAGCCGCACUGCAGGCAUCUUCGCGACGCAGCACGUGGCUUGAUAAUGCGCUGCGAACACGAAACCGGCGACAGGACUGCUGCGGUGACUGCUGCUAUACAACUGACGACUCAUUAUGCUUGUGGUGCUACUAUUGCUGUUCGGGUCCGAACUGGUACUGUCCUUUAGAGGGCUGCUGCUACAACUGCGACAUUGGAACCGCAAGAUGCUUCGAUGCGUGUGAAUGCUGCAGUAAAGGAUCUGGUGGUGGAGGCGCAGGAGGAUGUUGUGACUGUUGUGAUUGCGGCGGCUGUGGCUGUGAUGGAGAUGCCGGCAUUUUUGCUGUCAUUCUGGGAGCGAUUGCUGCAGCAGUUGCAGUUAUUCUACUCGCCAUUGGCAUGUUCGUGUUUUUCUGGGUGAUUUUCUACAAUGUGUUCAACGGAAUAUUCAUGAACCAUUCCUUCCUGCACUCCGCGGCAGCUGAGAGGUACCACGUUCUCCCCUAUGACGUUGCAUAUGAUACAUCGAUCCGAAAGACUGCCACGCCGGAGUCGGCAUGGCCAACUGAGCCUGUGACACCGCCGAUUCAGCAGGGCAUGCACCAUGUGGAGAACGCUAGAGUCGUGGGCAAGAUGGAGGAAUCGAUAGCCUGUAUGCAAGCACACGACGCUCGCCAACUCUUGAAGCACCUGGAAUGUCCAGCUGAAGGCUCCUACACCGACGAGGAGCAGCAGUCCGAUUGGUUUUGCGACUUCGUGCGGAGCCUGAGGCCAGACUGUCGUGUCUGCAUUGCCAAAGGAGCAAGUCGUGGACACCUGGUCGCAGCUUUUCCCGGGUCCUUGCUGCAAGAGUUCUACACCACGGAUGGAAGCGGCACUUGUGUGGCCCAGGAUGUUUACCAGGGGCUUGGCUGCGCAACCCGGGCGGACACGUCCUCCAUCGCGGAACUCCUGGGAGCGGACUCGGAGGAGCCUGUGGAGUUGGAGGCGGUCGAGGCCAGCUGUGCGGCGGCAGAGUUCUUUGUCUGGCGUCGUGAUGAGGUGGUGCUGGGAUGCGGGCAGCUCGUGGCGCACUCGGUGCAGGAGUCGGGCAAGGUGGUCGCUGAGUUGAGACACUUGUCCUGCGCCUUGGGAACCUUCGUGGCCAACGCCCCCGCGCUCUUCGCAUAUGCGGAGCGAGCCGCCGUUCUCGGCGGCGCCCCGCUGAUGGCCGUGAG
This is a messenger RNA of Symbiodinium necroappetens, 4031 nucleotides long. Lineage: Eukaryota; Dinophyceae; Suessiales; Symbiodiniaceae. The record is from the annotation of a GenBank genome assembly.